AUGAAGUCGCCUCCCUGCUGCAUGUCUCUUUCUUCUCAAGCAUCCCUGGAGGAGCCAGGGAGUAGCACAUCCCUGGGCUCGCUGGACUGCAGUGUUUUCUCCAGUGAGGAAGAGCAGGGGCCCCUGCUACAGAAGGUCAUUCCCUCCUUGGACUGCUUUACUAUCAACGUAGGAGGCAGCCGCUUUGUGAUGUCCCAGAAAACUUUGUCUUGCUACCCUGACACCCGUCUCGGCAAACUGGCUGUAGUGGUCUCUGCAGCACGGGAUGUGGCCUCUGGCCUCCUUGAGCUUUGUGAUGAUGCCAACCUCGUGGAGAAUGAAUACUUUUUUGACCGAAGCUCACAAGCAUUUCACUACAUCCUGAAUUACUACCAGACUGGGAGACUGCAUGUGAUGGAGCAGCUUUGUGCACUGUCUUUCCUGCAAGAGAUCCAAUACUGGGGUUUGGAUGAGCUCAGCAUUGAUUCCUGCUGCAGAGACCGGUACUUCAGGAGGAAGGAGCUGAGUGAAGCCUUGGACAUCAAGAAAGAUGCAGAAGAACUGGAUGCCCAAGAUGAAGAAGAGGACUUUUCUGGUAGCUUCUGUCCCAGUGUCAGACAGAAACUUUGGGAAGUUUUGGAAAAGCCUGGCUCCUCUGCAGCAGCCAGGACUUUUGGCACUCUGUCCAUGGCUUUUGUUGUUGUGUCCAUUGCCAACAUGGCUUUGAUUUCAGUAGAGCUAAGCUGGCUGGCACCACCACUGCUGGAUGCCCUAGAGUACCUGUGCAUUGCAUGGUUCACCGCGGAGUUUGUUCUGAGGUUCCUCUGUGCACGGGAUCGGUGUCGCUUCCUAAGGAAUGUGGCAAAUAUCAUAGACCUCCUUGCUAUUUUACCUUUCUACAUCACCCUGCUGGUGGAGAGUCUGUGUGGUGGAGAGAGCUCCCAAGAACUGGAGAACGUGGGGCGCAUUGUCCAAGUCUUGAGAUUGCUCAGAGCCCUGCGGAUGUUGAAGCUGGGAAGACAUUCAACAGGCUUGCGGUCUCUUGGGAUGACUAUUGCACAGUGCUACGAGGAGGUUGGCCUUCUCCUGCUUUUCCUCUCUGUAGGAAUCUCUAUAUUUUCCACUGUGGAGUACUUUGUUGAGCAAGGCGUGCCAGGCACAACUUUCACGAGUGUACCUGGUGCUUGGUGGUGGGCAACAACUUCCAUGACAACUGUUGGUUACGGUGACAUUAGACCAGACACUACCAUUGGUAAGGUAGUGGCCUUUAUGUGUAUACUGUCAGGAAUACUGGUUUUGGCUUUGCCUAUAGCUAUAAUAAAUGACCGCUUUUCUGCCUGCUACUUUACACUGAAGAUAAAAGAAGCUGCUCUCCGGCAACGUGAAGCUUUAAAGAAACUCACCAAGAACUCCUCCAGCGAUUCCAAUAUCAACGUCAACUUGCGAGACAUUUAUGCGCGCAGUGUCAUGGACAUGCUGCGGCUAAAAGGCAGAGACAGGGCAAGUACAAGGAGCAGUGGAGCAGAUGAGUUUUGGUUUUGA
Indicator indicator is the source of this 1521-nucleotide messenger RNA. RefSeq names its product potassium voltage-gated channel modifier subfamily V member 1 (gene KCNV1). The record is from RefSeq and is a predicted model, not a curated record. NCBI's taxonomy places the organism in Eukaryota, Metazoa, Chordata, Aves, Piciformes, Indicatoridae. Gene Ontology annotation, cellular component: voltage-gated potassium channel complex; membrane. Gene Ontology annotation, biological process: protein homooligomerization; potassium ion transmembrane transport. Gene Ontology annotation, molecular function: protein binding; voltage-gated potassium channel activity. The transcript has 3 exons. The coding region runs from base 1 to 1521 and encodes 506 amino acids.